Molecule: messenger RNA, 967 nt
Organism: Anopheles maculipalpis
Lineage: Eukaryota; Metazoa; Arthropoda; Insecta; Diptera; Culicidae
Gene: beta4GalT7
Product: beta-1,4-galactosyltransferase 7
Exons: 2
Coding region: 8-967 (319 amino acids)
Biological process (GO): proteoglycan biosynthetic process; carbohydrate metabolic process
Molecular function (GO): xylosylprotein 4-beta-galactosyltransferase activity
Source: RefSeq, a predicted model, not a curated record
GUCAACGAUGGUAAACCACAUGCGUACCGUGUUCCUGCGCUACGUCGGAAUCUGCGUGUUUGCUUCGUGCUGCAUUCUGCUGCUGAUAAGCGGACUCCCCGGUACAUUGGAUACGUGCAAAUGUGAGGAACAGCGGGAUCGCGAUCUACAGCACGAACGGUUCCACAAAAGCUUCCGGUUUGAUGAGCAAACGGAACAGCGAAAGCGACUUGCCAUUAUUGUACCGUUUCGGGAUCGGUUCGAUGAGCUGCUCCAGUUUGCUCCACACAUUGCCGCCUUCCUGCACAAACAGGGCGUACCGUUUCACAUCUUCGUCGUGAACCAAAACGAUCGGUUCCGGUUUAAUCGUGCGUCGCUUAUCAACGCUGGCUUCCUGCAGGUUCGGGACAGUUAUGAUUACUUUGCGAUGCACGAUGUAGAUCUGUUGCCGCUGAACGAUAAUCUGCGCUAUGAGUACCCCGAGCAAGGACCGCUACACAUUUCCGGGCCGGAAUUUCAUCCAAAGUACCAUUAUGCAGCGUUUAUCGGUGGCAUUUUGUUACUACGGAUGGAACAUUUCGAGCAGCUAAAUGGAAUGUCAAACCGGUACUGGGGUUGGGGUCUGGAGGAUGAUGAGUUUUACGUGCGCAUCAAGGAGGCGGGUCUCGAGGUGACACGGCCAAGGAACAUUACAACCGGCACGAACAAUACAUUCUUGCAUGUGCACGAUCGGCUGCACAGGCGGCGCGAUACGACGAAAUGUUUUAAUCAGCGUGAAAUAACGCGCAAACGCGAUCGAGAAACGGGACUGAGCACGAUCCACUAUACGCUCGCGAGCCGGCGUGAGCUAACGAUCGACGGUGUACCGGUGACGGUGCUGAAUGUGGAUUUGCAGUGUGACAAGCAGCAAACACCGUGGUGCGAGUGUGAAAGCAAAGCGGACAAUGCGAAUGCGGCCAAGGUUCCGGCAAAGAAAAAAGGCUCCUAA